Molecule: messenger RNA, 2172 nt
Organism: Paramecium tetraurelia
Lineage: Eukaryota; Ciliophora; Oligohymenophorea; Peniculida; Parameciidae
Exons: 6
Biological process (GO): peptidyl-threonine phosphorylation; peptidyl-serine phosphorylation
Cellular component (GO): cytoplasm
Molecular function (GO): protein tyrosine kinase activity; protein serine/threonine kinase activity; ATP binding
Source: RefSeq, a predicted model, not a curated record
AUGAACGAAGCGCUGAAAACAAUAGUUAAAUUUUUGGAGCAGUCUGGUCUUCAAUAAUCAGCCCGUAAAUUGAAGGAAGAAAUAAUAAUGAUGAAAAAUGAAAUUGACUGUGAAAAGUAACAACAAUAAAUGCUUAUGAACAUCAUCUGUUAAGCAUUGGAGCAGAAGAAGAAAGAAAAGAAGAAGCCAGUGAUCGAUAGAUAAGCAGUGCGUAGGAAACCAAAAGUAUUCACAUAAGAGCAGACAGAACAAAUAAUGGAAAAAUUAAUGAAUAGAUUAGUGUCAAAGCCAAAUCUAUUAGAAGAUGAGACACUCAACGAGAAGAUUGAACGCUAUUUUGAUAAUGCCACAUUCUAAAAGAUGGUGGAUUAAGCAGAUGUAUUUCAUGAUAUUUCAAAUACAUCUAUUUCAAAUUCGAUUCUCAAAAAAAAGAGAACUGAAACAAGUGAAGAAUAAUAAUAAGCUCCUUGUUUUGGCAAAUGUAAUGAAUAUAAGAUUCAAGAGAGUGACCAAAUAGUAUUUGGAAAAAUCUAAUAGCCUUAGCAACAUUAAAAGCAAUAAGUGUUGGAAAAAUCCCCUUCAGUUGAUGAAUUGUUUACAGAAGAGGAUGUCUCGAGAUCUGCUGCUAAACAUCAACAAUUUGAGGGUAUAGACACAGCUAAAAUGCCAUCCAUCAUUAGACCUGAAAGUGGAUGUAAUGAUUCCUCCUUCUUUCUACAAAAUUCUUAGUCAUUUGUAUUACAUGAUAUGGAAGAAAAUAAAAAUAUAAUAGACGAAUACAAUGAUGAUGAUGAUCCUGGAUUUGAUUUGUAUGAAGUUGGAGAAAAGGAUUUCAUUAAAGUGGCUAAGUAAUUGGCAGAUAAAUUUGGAUUUCCCUAAAGAGCCAUAGCUUAACUUAAGAAGAAAAAGGAUGAGGUGAAUUGUGAUAAUGAAGAUGAUAGUGCUGUCUUAUUGAAGAGUUAAUAGAAAUCCUAAGAGGAAAGUAGAAAAGGAUACAUUUAUUUGCCUCCUUCAUUGAAACACCCAGACUCUACAGACGACUUCUAUCCUGUGGAAUUUGAUAGAGUCAUCUAUGAUUGUUUCAAUCUCAAAGUCAUUUUUGAUAGGGAAAGAACUGGAUUUGAAGAAACCAAAGAUUUUCCUAUUGUUAUUAAUUCAAUCAUAGCUGGAAGAUAUCAAAUAUUAGAAUAUUUGGGAUCAGCAGCAUUUUCAAAAGCAGUUAAAUGUUUAGAUUUACAAUCUUAAAAGGAGGUGUGCAUGAAAAUCAUAGAAAAUAAUAAAGAUUAUAUGGAUUAGAGCAUAGAUGAAAUUAAAUUAUUGAGAUAUAUAAAUUGCAAUGGAGAUUGUGAUGCUAAAAAUGUGCUUAGAUUAUAUGAUUUCUUUUAUCAUAAAGAACAUCUAUUUUUAGUUACAGAACUACUUAAAGAUAAUCUUUAUGAAUUCUACAAAUACUAUAGAGAAAAGGAAAAAGUCAACUAUUUUACAGUUGGUAGAUUAUAAAAAUUGACCAAACAAAUCUUGAUUGCCUUAGAUUAUAUACACUCUCUUAAAUUGAUUCAUUGUGAUUUAAAACCUGAAAACAUAUUAAUGAGAUCUAUAAGCAAAUGUGAAUGUAAAGUGAUUGAUUUCGGAUCUUCAUGUUUCAUCCAUGAUCAUCUAUCUAGUUAUGUUCAAUCAAGAAGUUAUAGAGCACCUGAAGUUAUCAUUGGAUGCAAAUAUGAUUAUAAAAUUGAUAUGUGGUCAUUGGGCUGUAUCCUAGCUGAAUUAUGGACAGGAUAUGUUUUGUUUUAAAACGACACUGUACAAGGCUUAUUAGCUAGAGUCAUUGGUAUAAUUGGUCCAUUCCCUGAAAAUAUGAUGAAAGAGGGCAGAUUAGUUAAUUAAUUCUUCACAAAGGAGAAACUACUCUAUCAGGAUGCAAUGGAGGAUUAACAAUAACAUUACCCAAACCCUGAUAUGUCAGAUGCCUCAGUCAAAAGAAAAAAGACUGGAUUAAUCUAAAUAUUGGUUCCCAAGAAAUCAAAUCUAAAGGCCAGAUUAAAGACUGACGACAUGUUCUUUUUAGAUUUUGUUAAGCAAUUAUUACACAUUGAUCCUUCAAAAAGACCCUCGGCUAAAGAUGCCCUCUAUCAUCCCUGGUUUACAUAAGCAUAAUAUCCUGAUGGAUUAUGA